AUAUAAAGUAACAUUAUUAUAUUGUAAUGUAAUUGUUUAAGUUUUGAAGCAAAAAGAUCUUUUUAGCAUAACAGUUUAACCUUAUUGACUUAGCUUUAUUUAUCACCAGUUUCCGCGAAGGAAGUGUAGCGGCCACAGGCACUUGGUUGCACUGAUAGUAUUUUUCUUAUAUUGGCCUGUACCUACUGUUUGUUGGUUUUAAUACGUGCACCAGUGCUCCCUGUAUUCAAAAACAUUAUUUACUAUUUAUUUUGGAUAAUGGGAUCUGACCAAAGCCACCAGCUUCCUGCAGGAGCCCCAGGAAGUGAAAUAAAGUCCCAGAGAGAUGAAGACAUUCCAUACACAUCAUACUCAAUUAGCAAACCUAUAUCGGGAGACAACCCCAAAACUUCGCCACGUGUGCAGGGGAAUCGGAGACGCGCAGCCACAGCACCUGUACAACCGGUCUCUAGAGAUAGUGCUGUUGCCAGUUCCUCCUCGGCUUCCAGCAAGCACACAAUUGUUGUCGUUGCAGAUGGUCAAGUAGAUAUUAAAGAUCCAGAUCCUGAGCUGACAAGGCUGAGUACCAUUCCAGCAUUCUAUCCAAUUAUGCGGGGCUCCCUCAACUUACCCACCAGUUCCAGGGAUUUAGAUCUACUGGAGAAAUUGGACCCAAAGAAUCUGUUAUUCCUGUGUCUGAGAUACCAAGAACACCUGAAACAGUUGUCGGAGAGUGUAGCUUUCGAUCAAAAUGCUUUAUGUAUACGAAUAAAAGAGAUUGAUUGUAUAAUUCAGAAGUUGAUGAAUACCAUGACUGAAAAACAGAAAAAGUACGCCAAAUAUGCUGAACAGUUUCAGCGGACUUCAGAAACCGUGCUAGUAUUAAAUCGUGUAAGAGAUACCAUGAAUGAUAUAAUACCCAAAAUGGAGGCACUGAAUAAAAUGUUGCCACCUGGAGAACAGCUGGAACCUUUUCAAAUGAAAGAUAUGCAGCACAGAUGAAUAAACUGCAUGGAGCCGUAAUGAAUUAAAUUUGUAGAAAACUGAUGACUUGAAGUUGUAAAAAACAGAUGACUAUUUUGUCGCACUGCUUACUGUUAUCUACAUUUGAUGACUGAUCAGGGUUGUCCGAGAUGGCUGUCAGCUUCAAAAUAAUGCAAGGGCAAGCUGGGGUAUUUCUCGACAGUAAAAGGGGAAAAUUUUUCCAUAUACUGUUAAGUCAUUAAUUUUUGCGAGGUACUAAUUUUCCUGGACUUCACAAGUCAAUCCACAAUAUUUAAUUCUAACAAAGCAGAAAAGUAUAUUCAUUUCAUGUUUAAAGAUCAAAGUCCAAGAAGUCAUAUCCCCCAAAAUAGCCAUUUGGCUGUUGUGUGUUUGAUCAUGCCUCCAAAAAUUAAAUGAUUUCAAAGUACCAUAUGUGAUGUGACUUUGUGUUGUUAUUUCUGGUUCUUUGGAAUCAUUGGGUUCAUCCAACAUUCUUUUAUAGUGGAAUUUUGCUGAAGCUGGUGUUUUGGGUCAUGAGGGAUGUUGCUCUUUCCAAAGACCCACCAGUCAAACUGAGUCUGCUGUUAUUUUGGUUGGCUGCAUUUAAUGCUUCCAAAGGAUCUUAUAGAUUUAUUUAUUUUGAGGGUUAUAUAUUGUUUUGCAGAUGCCUGUCGGUCAGUAUGUAGACCAAUCGGUUUCCGGAUGAUAACUUAAGAACGAUUGGGCCUAGGAUCAUGAAAGUUGAUAGGGAGAUAGGUCAUGACCAGCAGAUGACCCCUUUUGAUUUUGAGGUCAAGGUCACAGUGACCCUGAACGGUGAAACGGUUUCUGGCUGAGAACUCAAGGAACGCUUGGGCCUAGGAUCAUGAAAGUUGAUAGGGAGGUUGAUCAUGACCACCAGAUGAUCCCUAUUGAUUUUGAGGUCAGUUGGUCAAAGGUUAAGGUCACAUUAACGCAGAACAGUAGAACUGUUUUUGCCAAAUAACUAGAGAAUGCUUUGGUUUAAGAUCACAUUUGAUACAGAGGUCACUUAUGACUGGUAAAUGACCCAUAAUUAUUGAUUUGAGAUCAGUAAGUCAGAUGUCUAGUGCACAGUGACCAAAUAAUUUCUGUUCCUUGUGCAGUUACUGAAUGCAUCAAGGGGGGAAUUUUGUGUUCUACGAGCUCUUUUCUUGAAGAAUUUUAGUCAUGUUAACAAUGGGAUGAAGAAAUAUUCCUCAUUCUUACAAAAAAAAAAAUUGUUUGAAAUUAUUGUGCCAUUUAUGUGUUAGUUAUUAUUAUAAUUACUUGAUAUGUUCAUUUUGUGAUAUAUAAAUAGAUAUUGUGAUAUGUGUAAAAUUGAUUAAUGGGUAAUUCAGUGUCCACUGUGUUCAAUUUGUUGACUCUGAGUGAUACAUUAUGAUAUAUAUUAUAAUUUGCACCAUUUUGACAAACAUGUAAAAGAAAUUUUGUUCAUGUAUUUGCAAUCAAGAUGUAACCUGAUCCAUUUGUAUUUCAUUUAUCUUCCAUGUAUGAUUUGUUUGAAUUAAUAAUCAAUGUAUCGGAAUUUUAAUGGUGCAGUAGAUGGAUAGAUUUUUAUGCCCCUCUUUGUCGAAAGACCAAAGAGGCAUAUUGUGUUUGAACUGUUGGUCUAUCUUGUUAGCUCAACUCUACCUACAGUUUCCAUCCAAUUCAAACGAAACUUGAUAUACAUUAUCAACAUGUACAUAUUGUUGCAAUUUUAUUAUUAAUUAUUUUCUCUCGAGUUAUGCCCCCUUUUUGGACCAUUUCACUAUUACAACUACAUUAGUACCUCAUUUGCUCAAAUUCUCCUACAGUUUACAUCUAGUUUAAAAGAAUGUUGGUAUAAACCAUUGAAGCUAAGUGAACAUACCCGUAUUUUUGGAACUUUGAUAUCUGAAUAUUUUUUCUUGAGUCAUGAGCCUUUUUUACUUUACAGUAUUAUUAUAUCAAGCAUUUUCAGAGAGCAUGUGUGAUACUUUGUUGACACCACUACUGUUUUUUGUAUAAUGAAUCAAUUUGCUAAUUUUUUCAGUUGAUUUAAGAAAUAAUUUAUAGCAAAAGAGUGUUUUAACACUAUUUAUGCAUGAUGGGCAGUUAUACGUCGGGUGUAAUAAUAUGCGCCCUUGUGAAAUUAUUUCCGCCCGAGUGUAUAAAUAGUGUUAAAACACGGCCUUGCUUUAAAAUAUUUUGAUUCUAAUAUGCCCUUAAUCUAAAACACUAGAUAAAAAAUUGGUAGCGCUCUUUCUUGGUCGCAACAAAAACAUUGACGUCACCGCAUGUUAACGUGACGUCAUUCUAGCGUAAGAGUGUUUUAACAGAGAAAAAACGUGACGUCAUUCUAGCGUAAGGAUGUUUUACAGAGAAAAGGAUAUUAGAAUACAAGAUACAGAAAGAAGUAUCAGGAGUUGUUUUUUUGGAGGUAUUUUUUGUCAAACAAAAGUUUAUAAUAAAAUCUUGAUUAUAUACUCAUUUUUAAACUCAUUAAAAAUGUUUUUACAA
This is a messenger RNA of Mercenaria mercenaria, 3465 nucleotides long. RefSeq names its product BLOC-1-related complex subunit 5-like. The record is from RefSeq and is a predicted model, not a curated record. The transcript is spliced from 5 exons. Bases 259 to 981 code for a protein of 240 amino acids. Lineage: Eukaryota; Metazoa; Mollusca; Bivalvia; Venerida; Veneridae. Gene Ontology annotation, cellular component: synaptic vesicle membrane; BORC complex; cytoplasmic side of lysosomal membrane. Gene Ontology annotation, biological process: lysosome localization; organelle transport along microtubule; positive regulation of anterograde synaptic vesicle transport.